UAUUCGUUGACUAACCUCUUAAUACCUAAUAUUUUGUUUCAUAAUAAUAAAUUAAUUCCUAAUAUUUUGUUAUGAUGUUUCAAUAAAGAAUAUUUUAUCUUGUAAGAUAAUGACUUCUCAAUAUAAGAAAUUUGUUAAAUUGAUCGCUAAAUGGCCUUUGGAUGUUAGUAAAGGUGAAAGAGAUCUAGGAAAAGUGAUCAGAGACAAAGUUAAACUCGCUUUCGAGACAUCAGACAGACAAGCCUUGGACUCUGAAUUCUGUAAUCGGCAGUACAACUCGCUGAACAAAUUGGCGGACAAUUACUACAGAAAUAAAUACAAACGCACCAAAACCAGCACAGCCACGGGAUUAAACGCUGAAGAGUGCAACGUUAUACUUUCCAACGAAGUACUCGACUAUCUAAAAGAAGAAAACAAAGGUUUGGUUCGCCACUCCAUCGGCAGACGAUUAUCUACAGAACAAAUAGAGUAUAAAGGUCAUACUCCUGUUAUGUUGAAUGAAGCUGUCAAAUAUCUAAAUCCUAAAGAUGAUGAGGUUUAUAUUGAUAUGACAUUUGGGGCGGGCGGGCACUCACGUAAAAUUCUAGAAACUGCCAAUUGUCGUUUAAUCACGUUAGAUAGAGACCCCACUGCUUAUGAAAGAGCUAAAGAACUUGCUAAAGAAUACCCGAAUAGAGUUACACCUUUAUUGGGCAGGUUUAGUGAAUUACCAAAGCUGUUAAAAGAAAAUGGCAUUAGUCAGUGUAGUUUAGAUGGGAUUCUAUUUGAUUUUGGUUGUUCAUCCAUGCAAUUAGAUAAUGGAGAAAGGGGCUUCUCGGUCAGUAAGAAUGGCUAUUUGGACAUGAGAAUGGAUGCCGGUCGGGAACCAGAUCAAAUCACGGCCCGGGAGGUUUUAGCCACAGCAAGCGAACAAGAACUGUAUAAAAUCUUCAAAAUUUAUGGCGAAGAGAAAAAAGCUGCUAAAAUUGCACAAACUAUUAUACAAGCCCGAUACAUGAUUAAAAACAUUGAUACAACACAAGAAUUAGUUGAUAUUGUAAACUCCUGUUGCCCUGAUGAAAUAAGACUAGACAAAUUAAACAGACCACAAUCUAAUGCAACAAAAAUAUUUCAAGCUCUACGUAUAUUUGUAAAUAAUGAACUGAAUGAACUUAAUUAUGGGAUGGUACUAGCGAAGUAUUAUUUAAAAAUCAAUGGAAGGCUUGUGACAAUAUGCUUCCAUUCAUUAGAAGAUACAAUAGUGAAACGUCAUAUAGCAGGUAACAUUAUAAAUGAAGUGGCGAAUCCUGUUCCGUUGAAGUAUUUAAGCCCUACAUUAGUUCAGGACCAAGAUACUAUUAACCAUUUUCUGGAUACACCAUGGAUGGCCCUCAAUAAGCAUGUGGAGGUGCCGACGGAUGAAGAAGUUGAGAGGAAUCCGCGAAGCAGGAGUGCAAGAUUACGAGCCGCUAUCAAAGUAAAAUAGAUUUGAAAAUGUGUAAAUAAUAAUGUAGUGUACAGAAAUAAAUUUAGAAAGAUUUGAAA
This is a messenger RNA of Amyelois transitella, 1524 nucleotides long. RefSeq names its product probable methyltransferase-like protein 15 homolog. Gene Ontology annotation, biological process: rRNA base methylation; mitochondrial respiratory chain complex III assembly. The record is from RefSeq and is a predicted model, not a curated record. The coding region runs from base 110 to 1465 and encodes 451 amino acids. NCBI's taxonomy places the organism in Eukaryota, Metazoa, Arthropoda, Insecta, Lepidoptera, Pyralidae. Gene Ontology annotation, molecular function: rRNA (cytosine-N4-)-methyltransferase activity. The transcript has 3 exons.